UGGAUUAAGACUUUUUGAAAAUGUAUUAAAAAAAUUAUUUCACGUUGUAUGCAUUACUUCAUAAAAUUCCUUAGUUUAUUUAUAUAUAUAUAUAUGUAUUAUGUAUGCAAGUGUAACAUAUUAUUAUUAGAUAUUAUCAAUUUAUGCUAACAAUUUUCCAUUGUAACAUCUAAACAAUUAUAGACGUUAAAUGUUAAAAUUACUUGUUAAUGUUCUAUUUGACAUUAUAAAUGAUUUGUAAACAUCUGCCAUAAUUAUAAAUUGUAAUUACACAUUAUUUAUUAAAUGUAAGCAGUUACACCCAAUAUCGCUAAACAAAUAAACAGGUAAACAAUUAUUUUUAUAAACCAUCUUCUUAUUGUUCAAAACACUUUUUCAUAACAAGUGUGACGAUUAUCUUUUACGAAUCUCUCUUUGUCGAUUACAAAUUUUUGUUUCCAUUCCAAACUGUUGUUUCAUUCGUCACUAGUAAAUUACAGACGAUAGUGUGUCGUAAUGGUCGUCUGUUUUGAGAAUUACAACCCUUCCAGCGAUUGUCCAAGAGUUGAAACCUUUUCGCAAUUGAAAAGAAAUUUCGUUGGCUUCUCGGUGAAUAUAAAAGGUGCUUCUAUCUAAGAAAGUAACAGUGCUUCUUCUUCUCUAAAGGAGAAUUAGCAGAUACAUUUCUAAGAUGAUGUCGAGCUUCGGACAUUUCUUCGUUUUAAUUAUCAUUUCGGCUCUCGCGAUGAGAACUUCUUCAAGGACAAUAGAUUCGGCUGAAUUGGUAAACAGAAUUGAAACACCCGCAAUCGUGGCAUACAAUUAUCCCAGUGUGGUAAGAAAUUUCCUUAUUCAUUCAACUCACGCAGGUAUAGUUUUCACUGUAUCGUUUCUCGUGUUCUUUUCUCCUGCUUUUGUUGAAAUUCAGAUUGGACCGAUGCAACGUGAUUUGGACGAUAGUAAUGACGGUAGUAGAAUUUGUCAAAUAGAAUAUCAAGUUACGAAGAAAAUGCCAGGGAAUUGUUUCAAACUGAGUCGUGGAGUAACCGGUUGUGUCUCCGGCGAUUACAUGAACCCUUUCCACCCUGAUUGCUUCUAAACUCUUACGUAAACUUGUAUCAUCUAAUUGAACUUGCCAAGUUCAGAU
This is a messenger RNA of Frieseomelitta varia, 1126 nucleotides long. RefSeq lists its product as uncharacterized. The record is from RefSeq and is a predicted model, not a curated record. NCBI's taxonomy places the organism in Eukaryota, Metazoa, Arthropoda, Insecta, Hymenoptera, Apidae. The transcript has 3 exons. Bases 671 to 1078 code for a protein of 135 amino acids.